Aspergillus japonicus CBS 114.51 is the source of this 1245-nucleotide messenger RNA. RefSeq names its product Zn(II)2Cys6 transcription factor domain-containing protein. The coding region runs from base 1 to 1245 and encodes 414 amino acids. Gene Ontology annotation, molecular function: sequence-specific DNA binding; DNA-binding transcription factor activity, RNA polymerase II-specific; zinc ion binding. Gene Ontology annotation, cellular component: nucleus. The transcript is spliced from 2 exons. NCBI's taxonomy places the organism in Eukaryota, Fungi, Ascomycota, Eurotiomycetes, Eurotiales, Aspergillaceae. Gene Ontology annotation, biological process: positive regulation of transcription by RNA polymerase II. The record is from RefSeq and is a predicted model, not a curated record.
AUGGACUCUACCUCUGGGAGAAGGGUGCGUUUAGCAUGCGACUCAUGCCACAACAUGAAGAUGAAAUGCUCUGGCGGACGGCCUUGUAUGACCUGUACAAGAUAUAGGCACACGUGCAUCUACAGUGCUCCCAACCGUAUCGGUCGACCUAAGGGUUCCAAAAACAAGACAGUCACUCCCCUUGCAACGACUGAUUCCUCUUCUUGUGCCGAUGUGUCCAGAGACAGCGGGAUGGCCGAGACAUGGAACUGGGAUUUACCAGGGUCACCUUUACUUGUGGGGGGGAAUUUUGAGGUUCCGACAACGACUCGCGCCAACGAGUUCAACAGACCACCUUUAACGACUCUAUCGGAUUAUGACCUUCAUACCAAUUUGUCUUCUAGCGCACCUGCUUCUCUGGCAAGAACCUACUUGCCUGAACCUGGGGACAACUCGUCUUCUACUGUUCCAAAUAACAUGCAGGCGUUCUCAGGAGAAGAGUAUUCUUCAUUCCCCGCCCCGGGGCCGCCGUACCAGCUACCACAACCUCAGUCCGCUGCGCCGGGAACAAGGCCCAACGCCAGUAUCCCCUGCCAAAAAUGCAACUGCGUCAGUGUGCAGGCGGACUCUCUGUCGAGCCUUCGAAAGCGGGAAGCCGAACCAUGUCCCAUCGCAUUCCCGAUCGUUCUUGAAGCAACUCAAGAUAUCCAGAUCCGAUGGGGGGCGCUGCUCGGGUGCUCGCUCUGUCGCACGGACGGGGACCACGUUGCACUCUUACUGCUCGCGAUGAGUCUGCGUCUGGUGCUUCGCUGGUUGCAGCUGGCCAUCUACGAUCGUGUGUCGUUAUCCCACGAGCCUCCCACCCCUACUACACAUACAACGCCUCAACGCUCCCGCCGCUCGAGCCUCUUGGCCAUCGGCGAGGUGCUCUCCCCCAGCUUACAUGGAGACAAGAGCCGUUCGGCCAGAAUGUCAGCUAGCGGUCGAGUUCGCCCGAGGUCCAGCAACUUGUCAGCCGAUCGCAUACGCAUAGGCAAUUACGAGCUGCCUGACGAGGAGCAUAACUUUGUGAUGGACAUGCUCACUAGCCGGACGCUUGCGCGGCUCCGGCAGACCCAGAUUGGCAUCACGACGUACUUCCAACAAUUUCAGGGUGGCGUGAACUAUUCCAUGACGGGCCAGAAAAAGUCCAUCAGCGUCGUGCUGGACCAUUUGAAACACUCCAUCCAGACGACCGAGCAAUUGGUGCAGAAGGUUGCGCAAUAG